This is a messenger RNA of Eriocheir sinensis (Chinese mitten crab), 6217 nucleotides long. Its product is annotated as cytosolic carboxypeptidase 1-like. Lineage: Eukaryota; Metazoa; Arthropoda; Malacostraca; Decapoda; Varunidae. Gene Ontology annotation, molecular function: metallocarboxypeptidase activity; zinc ion binding. The record is from RefSeq and is a predicted model, not a curated record. The transcript has 23 exons. The coding region runs from base 2445 to 5681 and encodes 1078 amino acids. Gene Ontology annotation, biological process: proteolysis; protein side chain deglutamylation; C-terminal protein deglutamylation.
GUGUGUGUGUGUGUGUGUGUGUGUGUGUGUGUGUGUGUGUGUGUGUGUGAGUGACAGCAACCACUCCGCCCACUUCCUCCUCCUCCUUCCCCUUCUCCUGGUCCUCCUCCUCUUCCCCUUCGUCCUGCUGCUCCUCCUCCUCACCGCUUCCGUCACUUCAGCUUCAAUCACUUCACUUCACUUCAAGGCCACAAGAAGCAGCUGAUUUCUAGAUGCGAUUGCGGGAGCUGAAACCACCACCACCACCUCUUCCUCCUCUUCCUCCUCCUCCUCUCCUGCAGCCUCCACUCACUGCUCCAUCGUGAGAGUGGCUGUCUGGGUCUGUAUGCCUUGCCCUCUCCUCCCUUCUCUCCCUCUCACACCAUCUCUCCUUGACAUCCCUUCACCUCCUUCCCAUCUCGCGCGCUCUGCAGGCAACCAACCCUUCCACCGCCAGUCCAUGCAGCAUCUCGCCCGAGCUUCCCCACCGCAGUUGAGGCACCGCGCUGGAGGCCUUACGAGAGGUUCCGGGCGCUCCUAGGACACCCAGUGGACUCGGGGCACUUAGCUAGACGGGCCCUUUAGUUUACAGUGACGCCUCAAGGUUCGUGUGUGGCUGAAAACGCUGUGUAUUGCCAUUGACGAUCUCCAGAUGCGCAGAACUCGGGGCAUUUAGCUAGAAGAGAGCCCCAAAUCCGAAGCAUUCGAAGUGAAUCUGAGGAUCGUCUCGUGUCCCGUUGUUUUUCUAGUGGUCGGCGGGAGACGCUGUGUGCUGCCGGCAUUGUCUGUUCCUUCAGGCGUGUGUCUUGAGGCUCAGCGUGCUCCCUCGUGUGUACCGUGGGGAUAAUACUUCUCCUGUGCACGCUCCUCUCUCCAUUCUUCUCUCUUUACUCUCCCUCCUCUUUCCCCUCCUCCUCCUCCUCCUCCUCCACUUAUCCGUCACGAAAAUAUAAAACUGGCUGCCACACUCCACAAUUCUCCUUUCCUCUUUCCUCCUCCUUCUCCUGUCCUCUAAUUCUUAUCGCUUACGAGAAUAGAAAUCUGGGUCUUCCUUUCCUCCACUUCUCGUCUCUUAUUCUUAUCUCUCACAAGAAUAGAAAAACUGUGCCUAUAUUUCUCUCUCCUCUCUUAAUUCUUCCUCUUCCUCCUCUCUUCAUCUUCUUAUCGCUCACGAGGAUAGAAAUUGACUCUUCAUAUCUCUCCUUCCUCCUCCUCUUCUCUUCGCCCCUCUCUUAUCCCUUGCUAGAGUAUAAAAGCUCUGGCUAUACACAUACAUACACAUACACAUACAUACUUCCCUUCCCCUCCUUCAUAUUUCUUAUCCUCAAUCCCCUCGGUGAAAAUGAAAGAACUGUGACGCAGGGGAGAAAACCACAAGCACGGGACACGAGGUAAGGGCCGAGGAAGUGUGUGUGUGUGCUCGUAUGUAAACAAGUUGGUCUACCUGAAGUCCUCCUACUCGUGCUGCGGGGAACAAAGAAAGCUGUGUUUGUAGUAGUAGAAGCAGGAGGAGUAGGCCUUCGUAAAACAGACACACAGCAGCGCUUCCAUUCCUAUCCUCACACCUCACGCCCCGUCCUUGCCACGCCCCCCUCCUCAGUGAUGCUGCCAAACUGUCUGUGAUCAAGCGCGCCGUCGCCAAGCUUAGGGAGGUAUGUGUGAGAACUAAGCAAGUCAGGAGGCAAGAAGUAGUAGUAGUAGAAGAAAGUCCAGCCAGGCAGCCGCUUUGCUCCGACUGACCGACGCUCAACCACUCCUCAGGGUUCGUUUGCGGCGGCCUCUCAAGAAAACACGCACGCACACACGCACACAGACAAACCCAGUGCAUUGUUGGCCACGAAGAGUGCGUGUACGUCUGUGUUGUUGCUCUCCGCUGAAAAAAUCCAUCAAAGGAAGUUGCAUGCAAACACUCACGCAAGGCACUCAGUUGACUAAUAUCCAGAAAAAGGUGUGCGUGUCAAAUACAUAUCGAAGGGAAACUCAUGCAAUCAGACACACGUAAUAUACUCGUUCGACUGUAUACUUGUGUCCACUGAAGUAUAUAAACCUCAGCCAACCCCCUUAUCACGUGUUUGUGUGUAUGUGAAGUGAACACUAUCGUAAACUCUUGCCUGCCGAGUGUAUACAAACAGCCGCGUGCCUUCCGCUACCAUGACCCAGCCGGAAGCACACUAAACGGGCUGCUCGAGGAGGCAAUAGAAGGACCAAGCCAAUCAAACCACCAGCAGCUUAUUUGACUUCCACCACCCGGCACACACACGCCUGACAGCUCAAUCAAGCCACAAGAACCUCAUUUUACCACCUCCAAGCACCCACGCCUUUCCCUUGACCAACUGACUCAACGAAGCCAACAUAACCUCAUUUGACCACCACCACCACGAACAGCAGCAUACAUUCCCUCCCUGGUGGUAUAGUGAUCCUUCCCCCGUUACCUCUGCUGCUCUUCGUCCCCGCGUGGCCCCGAGAUGACCGCUGAGAGCCCCGUGGCGGUGACCCUGGAGCGGCUGACUGAGGCCGCCGCCAAGCCCGCCGACAAUGUGGAGGUGCUCAGGAGUCUCGUCGCCAGGCUGCACGGCAAGAUCAAAGCACAAGAUGCCGAGAGCCGCCAGGAGGUGCUGUCCAUGGUGUCAGCGUCCCAGCACCAGGGCGUGGAGCAGCUGGUCAAGAUCAUGGAGCUGUGCCGUGACCCCAUGCUGGUUGCUGGCGUCUGUGCUCUCCUCCACGACCUCCUCUCUCCCAGCCACAAAGAACAGCGUCAAGGCGUGCUACAAAAGUGCCUGGCCCUCAACACUGCUGAGGUCAUCUUCCGCACCCUCAAGGCACUGUCCACCGAUGGUCUGGGGGCCAUUGAUGUGUGCAUUCACCCCGCCUACCAGGUCUUGGCCAAGCUGGCCUCCAAAGAGCCCAAGCUAGCAAUAAAGGCUCGUCUGGUGGGCGGCGUCAAGCUCACCCACCAGCUGUUACAGGCCCACAGCAAGAACAGCAUCCCUCUCCUGCCCCUCCUCAUGGUCGCCAAAUACCUUGCCAAAAACUCCACCAACCAGAUGAUGCUGGGCAAGGAGGGGUGUGUGGCUACCUUGGCGACCAUCCUCAGUUCAGUGCCCAAGACUCACUGGGCCAAGAUCAAGUUCAUCAUGGAGGUCUUGGCACUUCUUACAAAAGCCAAUUAUGUGAGUCCCCGCCUGGCAGCCAUUGUCCGGGCUAAUGGCCACUGUAAGCUCCAGGCGGUCCUUAACUGUUUCUUUGAGAGCAACGUGAUCCGGCUGGUGCGUGAGUCUGGCCUGCAGCGUGUCCUGGCCACCCUUGACGGCUGGGAGAAGGUGGAGCGCCGCCACCAAGUCAAGCUUAUCCGUGGCAUCCUCAGCACUCUCUCCCACGUCUGUGAUUCAAAGCAUGGGCGCAAGGCUGUGAUAUCCCUGAACGGUGUUGAGAUAGUCCAGCGCUUCAUCCAGAUGUGUCCAGCUGACAAGAAGUAUGACAGCAACCUUGCUAAUGCCACCAAUGUGUUCCUCAAGUGUGUCACCAAAGGAGAGCUGCCGGUGGCCUCUGUCCGGGGUGCCUUCACUUUCCAGGUGCCAAACAGGGAUGCAUCACCAGCUCCCUCAGAUGUACAAAUGGACUCGUCAGGGAUGGGGAUGGAUGUGGACACCUCGGAGGAUGAGGCUGAAUAUGAUGUUGAGGCUGAAGAGGAAGAGAUGGAGCUGCAGAAAGACUUCAAAGGACUCAACAUUACCCAGGAGUACUGCCCUACCCUGCCGAGGAUAGACGAGUUACAGAAACUUGCUCACUUGUUUCCUGAACUGGAUGACUUUCAAGUCCAAAAUGGCACAAAAUUUGCAGAUUCUGUGUUAUCUUCAAGGGAAGGCAGCUUCAAGGAGGGUAUGAGUGAGUCUGGCACUGAGCACUACCUGUUGGCCUCAGACACCACCAGGAGCCUGAUCAGCUUUGUGAAGGCGGCCUACCCGGACCUGGUGGGGGCGCAAGGACCCCCCCACCUGGAGGAGCUCUAUGAAAAAGACCGCAAAGUCUGCAGGAACAAGGCCAUUGCAACAGUGGAGCGCGUCCUCCACCCUGAGGUGUACAUGGAGCGUGUGGUAUAUGAUCUUGACUACCUGCUGGAGUCUGAACACUCCCUCUCACAUCCCCUCAUCACCCCCUCCACCACCACCACCACCACCACUACCCUCAGACCGCUCAGCAACUUGGAUGAGAAACGUGUGGGUAAGAAAGACAUGGCUGUGAACCACCUCAACUUUGAGUCCCGGUUUGAGAGUGGAAAUCUUCGUCGGGCCAUCCAGGCCUCCAAAACUGAGUAUGACUUGAUCCUGAAUGCUGACGUCAACUCUGCGCAUCACUACCAGUGGUUCUACUUUGAAGUGAGCAACAUGGAGGCCAACACACCUUACAUCUUCAAUAUCAUCAACAAUGAGAAGCCCAACAGUGAAUUCAAUUUUGGGAUGAAGCCUGUGAUGUUCAGUGUUCAGGAAGCCUCGGAGGGGCGGGCCAUGUGGGUGCGCACGGGCUACGACAUCUGUUACCACAAGAAUCACUUCUCCCGUAUACCCAAGUCCCACGACACCACUCGCUCCAAGAGGCAGGCGGCAAAUGCUUGUUACUACACAGCCACCUUCACUGUGGUCUUCCCUCACUCCCAUGACAUUUGCUACAUUGCCUACCACUACCCUUACACAUAUACCCGUCUAAAGGCUUACCUCUCCCGCCAAGAAGCCAAAGAGUUGCCGAGCCAUGUGUUCUACAGCAGCCAGCUCCUGUGCCACACCUUGAAUGGCAACCCAGUGCCUCUGUUAACCAUUACCUCAAAAGAUAAUAUUAAGGACAAAGAGGUAAUCUUCCUGACGGCCCGAGUGCACCCCGGGGAGAGCAAUGCCUCGUGGGUGAUGGAGGGCGUCCUGAACCAGCUUCUGAAGGAGUCAUCCACUUCUCGGUACCUGCUGGACAAGUUUAUCUUCAAAAUUGUGCCCAUGCUCAACCCUGAGGGAGUCAUCCAUGGAAAUCACCGUUGUGGCCUUACUGAUGAAGACCUCAACAGGCGGUGGAGGGAGCCUAACCCCACGCUGCACCCCACCAUCUAUCACGCCAAGGCCCUCUUGGAGUACCUGCGCUCGGUGGCCAAGGUUAAGGUGCGUGUGUUCUGUGACUUCCACGGCCACUCGUGCCAAAAGAACGUCUUCAUGUAUGGCUGCUCCUACCAACAGUCGUGGUGGCCCGGUGACAGGGAGGUGCAGGACGAUCCAGAUUACAGGCUGCUGCCACACCUUGCUCAGGCAUGCAUGAGGACCUUCUCUCUAUGGGAUUGUCACUUCCUAAUAGAAAGGGCGAGGGAGGCCACAGCACGAGUGGCCGUGUGGAGGCAGUUCAACAUCCCCAUGUCAUACACCAUGGAGGCCUCCACUUGUGGCUGUGACCAAGGACCAUACAAGAACAACCACCUGAGCACCAAGCAGCUUCUGGAAUCUGGCGAGGAGCUGUGUGGGGCGCUGGCCUACCUUGCAUCCGGCCCCGUGGAACGGCCAGAUCAGCUCAAAGUGGACAUUCGCAGGCCGGACAGUGAGUCGAGAGUCACGUCGGAGCGGAGCCUUGGAGACUUCUCCCAUGAGGUGGUCUUCUGGAGCAGCGACCUUGAUGAGGAUGAACUGGACUCUGAUGCUGACCUUGACCUUGAUCUUUAUGGCACUGUAUAGUACUAGCAGCCAGUCUCCUUCUCUACAUGCUUUUUGUUUCCAACUCUUUCAUGUUUCCUCCUCCUUGCCUUCUUCUUUCUUCUUUAUUACAUCCUUACCUUCUGCAUCCUACUUUUCCUUUUCCUCUCUCCCCUUUUAGCCAUUCCCUGCCCACAUUGCUACAGUUUCUUCUUAAUGUGACACUCAACUUCAAGUGCUCACAAGAAACCAAGAAUGUCAGGGAUAACUAUUCCUUUCAACACCUGUAAUUCAGUGCUUGCAUACCUGUAAUUAUCUCUGCAUCUAAAGUGUCUGUGAUGAGCAAUACACAUUUAGUAGUGAUGCCAUGAGCUUACAGGUCAGGGGUUUAGUUGGUGUUGGUAAUAGUUUUAAUUAGCAUGAAUAGUGACCUCUCACUCACUCCAUUUGCUCAUGCAUGUUGUUUCACUUUAUACUGAAGAACUGAAGAGCAUACUCAUGUUGGGGGAUGUUUUACCAGAACUCUUGAGAGAGAGAGAGAGAGAGAGAGAGAGAGAGAGAGAGAGAGAGAGAGAGAG